ACUUGGAAUUCAACUUUGUGGAGGAAGGAAAUCAAUUUACAUGACAGUGAGAGCCAAACAAACCAGAAAAGUAGAGUUAGUAUUGGCACUAAAUACCAAAAAUAAGACCAAACUUAAGAGCUACCUAAAUAAGCAAAGUAAACCAAAUACUAUAGAGAAGUACAAUCCAUCUAAGACUGUUGUCAAUGCUUCUAAAUAUUUGACUAAAAACUCAGGUGCAAAUAAUGGGAAUAGAAACAAACCACUGAAAAAUAAGGUGAAGCUUGAUGUAACUAAGAAAAUAUGAAAAGAAAGUACUAAAAAUGGUAAAAGGACCGUCUUUGGGAAGAAGCCAUCUUUCUCUCCGCCAAGAAAGAAAAUGACUGAUUUCAAAUCGAUGCUGAAGAACAGAGCUAGCUUCGCUGUAAAUGGUUCAUCAACACAGCUUAUGAAAUCCUUGCCUAAAAAUAAGGUGUAUAAAACCAAACUUGCGAAACAUGUUGAAGAGAUCCCAGCUUCACCUACACACUGUGCUAUGAACAAGUUUGAAGCCCAAAAGAGCUCAUUCCGGUACUACAGAAGACUCUCAGAUGAUGUUGUACAUAACAAGAACGAGAUGUGUACAACUGUUAGGAAAAAUAAAUUAAACAAACUUAAUAUGUUUUAAAGAAAAUUCCCAUGAAUAUAGUAUGAAGAAGCUUAAAAGGAACAGAACCUUACUUAUUAAGAAUAACAAAGGCAAUGAUUCAAGUAAUGGAGCUACUCCGAAGACUAAAGCAAUCGAUCUGUUCAGUGACGUGGUUAAAAAGGGGCAUUCUCAAGAACCUAAAGGAGAUAGUACGAUGUCAAACAUGUCGAACAAACCCAAGAACAACAGAAAUUUAUUAAAAGAUCCAAAGUUUCAACAAAAUGUAUAUGUUGGAAAGGGUCCAAGAAAUCUAAAAGGCCCAAAAGAAGAGAAAAGGUGCUUCUUUACAGGAUCCAAGGAGGUUAAUAGGAUUUUUAACGUGCUUCAGAAUAAUCUGCUCUCUCCUCAAGGAGGUAAGAUCGGAAUGAAGAGUACUAAUCCAACCCAUGAUCCUAAAAGAAGCCAAGUGAGGCAAUUGCUUCAAAAGCAUUUUUACAUGAAAGAACAAGAGAUGCAACAAAGUGAUGACACGCUAUUAUUAAAAAUGAGUGACUUCGACCCAAGUCUUCUCCAAGGAUUUUCAGCAUUGAUGAGAAAUCUGGAAGAAGAAAGUAAAUUUAGUCAAUGCAAUGAAGAAACUGAAAAUGAUUCAGAUCUUUACGCAUUUAAACAAGAUGGGAUUGGCCAAGGUCAAGAGCCGCAUUUCAUAUCUAAAACUGUCAGGAAUACUCAUAAUGAUAUUUCAAUCCAAUUUCAAGACAUUAGUAGAAUCAGUAGUUCAUCAGAUUCCGAAAAGGAGAAGGAAGUUUCUACAUCCUGACCAAGUCAAGACAGAAAGUAUUUCAAAGGAGAAAAAGCUGCAGUUAUGAGGAAAAUGAAAAUAAUGCUGGCAAUGGUCCAGCUUUAUCAAAUGGUAAAGUCUGACAACCCGCUGGAUUUCAGUCAAAUGUUAAAAGUUUGGAGCCUUUUGAAAAGAGAAUAA
Molecule: messenger RNA, 1589 nt
Organism: Moneuplotes crassus
Lineage: Eukaryota; Ciliophora; Spirotrichea; Euplotida; Euplotidae
Source: the annotation of a GenBank genome assembly